Molecule: messenger RNA, 518 nt
Organism: Echinops telfairi (small Madagascar hedgehog)
Lineage: Eukaryota; Metazoa; Chordata; Mammalia; Afrosoricida; Tenrecidae
Product: sentrin-specific protease 7-like
Exons: 4
Coding region: 6-518 (170 amino acids)
Source: RefSeq, a predicted model, not a curated record
CAAAGAUGCUAAAAGCUAAACCAGAGAGUAUCCGAGUUCAGUCAUCACUCUCGAAACUCAGAAGCUCAGAACGGUGGAAUCUCCCUUUGCAAGAGUGGAAAAGAAGCUUAAGAAAUAAAGUCAUUUCUCUAGACCGUAAAAGUAAAAAAGGUGUCCCUGGACGUCCUGUGACUUCUAAGGCACCAUCAGACAGGCAACUCAAAGUUAUGUUGACGAAUGUCCUGUGGACGGAUUUAGGACGAAAAUUCAGAAAGAGCCUACCUCGGAGCGACGCGAACUCCUGUGAUGUCCACAAGGAGCACUCGGCCUCAUUGCCUUCGACAGCUGCUGACCACCGAGAGCCGGGUCACAAAUUAGAACUUCUUAACCAAAGCCGUCCUGUAUCCGAAAGGAGUUCACCAUCGAGUAAGACAGCAAAUAACAAAUCUGCAAAGCAGGCUGCACACACUAAAAAGCAAAGAGAUGGUGAUGAUGGCAUUUCUCAUGUAAUACCUGAUACUCAGCCUAAAGGUUUGUGA